UUAGGUAUCAAGGCUAUUUCAACUUUCUGCCUUAAUAAUCUGACACCACAUUCGACGACGUUGUUCAUGAGAAUACGCUCCAUUUAUAUGAUCGUGAUUCCCUAACAUAUUGAAACAAAAUGGCCACGACCACGAUUUCACCACCUCCCCUCCAUGGGUCAUAGAUCUCAAUACUCCACCUAUAUUGAAACCAAAAUCCGCAGGUAUUCCAGAUCCGCCAGGAUAUACAGCAUCCCCAUCUUCAAGCCGAGUAUGCUAUUUCCCCCUGUUUACCUAUUGACAAUCUGCUAAAAUUCGUGUUUCUUUAGAAACAAACCACCAAAGCUCCACGACAAGCUCCCACUCCCGCUGAAAUGGACACUCUUAAGCUCAAGAAGGCAUGGGAAGUGGCUCUUGCACCUGUCAAACAACUUCCAAUGACUGCGAUCAUGAUGUAUAUGUCCGGAAAUUCUCUUCAAAUAUUCUCCAUUAUGAUGGUUGUUAUGGCGUUCAAAAAUCCUUUGAUGGGACUAAUGGCAACGAAUCAAGCAUUUGAACGUUUUGAGAGUGAAGGAACAAGAGGGAAAUUGGGUGUGGUAAAACUAGCAUAUGUUGCGUGUCAAGUGAUAGCUUUGGCUUUAGGAAUAUGGAAGAUCAAUGGGAUGGGUUUAUUGCCGUAAGUUGCUUGCCUGAUGGACUCGGAGGUCAAAUGCUAAUAGCUCUACAGGACUACAAGAUCGGAUUGGUUGGCAUGGGAAACAGCAAGAGAUCCUCUAGAGCGAGCUAUACCCGCGUUUUGAGGUAUUUGAUUUGCAACAAAUGUGCACUCUUUCUGUGGUGUGAGGAUAUCAUACCACUGUUAAGAAAUCAUAGCCCGGACGUGUAUAUCGUACGAUUCGAUGUAAUUCAAAGGUAUCAUUCAUGAUUAUUCGAAUAAUGAUACAAUUUUAUCAAACCACAGCAAAGAGACCACCCUCACGGUGUAUGCGCAAAGGGGAAAGGUUGAAGAUCUAGCAAUGUUUAAAGAUUGAAUAAUAUAUAUAGCACAGGUU
Molecule: messenger RNA, 1031 nt
Organism: Sclerotinia trifoliorum
Lineage: Eukaryota; Fungi; Ascomycota; Leotiomycetes; Helotiales; Sclerotiniaceae
Source: the annotation of a GenBank genome assembly